Vanrija pseudolonga is the source of this 4059-nucleotide messenger RNA. RefSeq names its product Elongator complex protein 1 (gene IKI3). The record is from RefSeq and is a predicted model, not a curated record. Bases 23 to 3991 code for a protein of 1322 amino acids. Gene Ontology annotation, biological process: tRNA wobble base 5-methoxycarbonylmethyl-2-thiouridinylation. NCBI's taxonomy places the organism in Eukaryota, Fungi, Basidiomycota, Tremellomycetes, Trichosporonales, Trichosporonaceae. Gene Ontology annotation, cellular component: cytosol; elongator holoenzyme complex. The transcript has 13 exons. Gene Ontology annotation, molecular function: protein binding; tRNA binding.
CAACAACAAUAACACGCGCACCAUGAGGAGCUUGGCCCCGACAACGGUCCAGGUGGCCUCUAUCAACCUCACGAGCGCGGCCGCGAGCGCCGGGCAGCUCGCCGUCGACCCCGAGAGCGGCACGGUCUACGCCACCAUCGAGAAGGCGACCGAGGAGGGUCUCGAGGUGGACAUUGUCCGGAUCGAGGGGCUCGAGGAAGGCGCCGAGUUCUCAGAGGUCAUUGGCUCGUUCACCACCCCCGUCACUGCGCCGUUCCCCCUCGCGCCCGACGUGCCGCAGGUGCUCGACCUCCACUUCUUCCCGGACGACCGGUCGCUCAUCGUCAUUCUGGCUGGAGGCGACAUUGCGACGCUGCAGAUUGAGAGCAUUGACGGAGGGAUUGGUCCUGCUGAGGUCGUCGGCAGCAUCGACUCUGGUGUCAAGGCCGCCGCAUGGUCCCCCGACGACGAGCAGCUUGUCCUAGUCACGGGCGAGGACAACCUCGUGUGCAUGACCCGCACCUUUGACACCAUCUACGAGGGCCCUCUGCGCAGCGACGAGUUUGGCGAAGACAAGUUCAUCAACGUCGGCUGGGGAUCCAAGUCGACGCAGUUCCAUGGCUCCCUUGGCAAGGCCGCAGCGCUGGCAGCCAAGGCGCCGGCUCCGGCGGCCCCCACUUCCUUCUCGCAUACCACCGACGAUGGGCUUCCCCGUAUCACAUUCCGCGGCGACGCAUCGUUCUUUGCUGUAUCGUCGCUCGAUGCCUACGGCAGCGGGGUGGACGGCGCUCGUCGGCAGGUCCGCAUCUACUCGCGCGAGGCAAGCGAGGGGUUCACCCCAAAGCUCUCUGCCACAUCCGAGUCAAUACCCGGCCUCGAGCCGGCCCUGGCGUGGCGCCCGAGCGGCAACGUGAUUGCCUCGCUGGUGCGGUACGGAUACCAGGGUGGCGGUGAGGGCCGCCGCGGGCGCUGGGAUGUCGCCAUGCUCGAGCGCAAUGGCCUGCGGCAUGGCGGCUUUGAGCUGCGCGAGGCCGAGGCGACGUGGGAGCACGGACGGGUCAAGAACGUCUCGUGGAACUCGGACUCGGAGGUCCUUGCCGUGUGGAUCCAGCGCGAGGAGGAGGAUGUCGUCCAACUUUGGACGAUGAACAACUACCACUACUACCUCAAGCAGGAGAUCGUCCCUCACUGGAAGGGCGAUCGUCGCUUCACCAGCGUCAAGUGGCAUCCUGAGAACCCUAUGGCGCUGUAUCUUGUUGACAAGGACCAUGUGCAGGUCCGGACUUUUGUGUGGGACACCUACGCCUCGCGCCUGCCGAUGCCCAUCGACACUGGAUCCGUGGCGGUUGUGGACGGAAAACGCCUCCUCGUCACUCCCUUCCGGACCCAAAAUGUUCCCCCACCGAUGUCGUCGUUCCAACUGAGCCUCCCAUCUCAGCCAGUUCACGUCAGCGUGUCGCCCAGCGACGACUCUUUGGCGGUGCUAUACGCGUCGGGCCUUGUGCAGGUGUGGGACCUCAACGUCCGCCUUCCAGAGGCCGGCACAUCACGCCUCCGCCACGGAGGCAAGGUCGCCGAGCCCAAGCUCCGGUGGGAGCAGUCUCUCGCGCCGACCGACGGCGAGUUUAUCGCCAAGCGCGUGUGUCUCAGCGGCACGGGGCAAGUUGCGGCGCUGUUCUUCGGUGACGGCGAGGGCGGCGCGCUGCUCCGUACGGCCGACGCCAAUGAGGUCCUCUCGACGUCCAAGAUGCUGCCAUGCGUCGAGCAUAUCCUGUGGGAGGCUGAGGCUGGGUGGCUCGUUGUGGAGAGGGAGGGAGUUCUGCGUUCUGUCGAUGAGUCCUCCUCCAUCCUGGUACACCUGUGCUCGUCAAUCCUCACCGUGUCGGUGUCUGCCGAGUCGCGCCUCGUCUUUGCGCUGUCGCAGUCCGGCAAGCUGCACGCUGCGAGCCUUGGGCAGCGUGACGCCACGUCACUUGCGUCGGCCGUCACGUCGUUCACCACGACGCCCGAGUUCCUUGUCUACACGACGUCGUCCCAGAGCUCGACGUACGCGCCGCUCUCAUCCGUCGCACGCAUUGUCGCCGGCGAGGAGGCGGUCGCCAUCAAGGACGCCGAGUGGGAGACGCGCCGCGUGGAGCGUGGAUCCCUCGCUGUCGUCGCUUGCCCGAGCUCGAUGAGCCUCGUCCUCCAGAUGCCGCGUGGCAACUUGGAGACAAUCUACCCCCGGCCCCUUGUCCUCGCUGUUGUUCGCCAGGAUAUCUUGUCGGGUGCGUACCGCUCCGCCUUCCUCACCUGCCGCAAGCACCGCCUCGACCUCAACAUCCUGUACGACCUCGCGCCGGCCAAGUUUGCCGCAUCCAUUGAGGACUUUGCGGCGCAGAUCCCCGAGGUUGACUACCUCAACCUCUUUGUGUCCCAACUCAACUCGAAUGACUCGUCGCUCGUGCUCUACCCCGACCUUGGGCGGGAUCCUACCAGGCCUGCGGUCCCAGCGGACAAGGUCAACUCAAUCUGCGACUCGCUUCGCGAGAUCUUGGAGAAGAAGGACCUCGUCAAGUACGUCGAGACCAUCCUCACUGCACACGUCUGUAAGGUGCCCCCAGACUACGAGGCUGGUCUCAAUGUCCUUCUCCAUCUGCAGGCCGAGCACCCGAGCAUUGUCGAGGAGUCGAUCAAGUACAUCAUCUUCCUGUCCAACGUCAAUCGCCUCUACGACGUUGCCCUAGGCAUGUACAACUUCCAGCUCGUGCUCAUGAUUGCCCAGUAUUCGCAAAAGGACCCCAAGGAGUACCUCCCCUUCCUGCGCGAGCUGCGAGCGCUCGAAACAAACGAGCAGCGCUUCAGAAUAGACGACCACCUUGGCCGGAGGGAGAGCGCGCUUCGCAACCUCAAGGCGGCGGGCCCCUCGCGGUUCGAGGACGCCGCGUCGUACCUGUCCCGAUACGAGCUCUACGACGAGGCGUUCAAGCUUUACAAGGACGACCCCGAGCACCUGCUUGUCAUCUACGACCUUUACGGCACGUACCUGUACGACCGACGCGACUUUUAUGACGCGGCGAUUGCGUACACGUUUGCUGGGAAGCCUGACAGGGCUCUCAAGGCGUUUGAGAAGGCGCACGCUUGGAGGGAGCUGUUCACUCUCGCCGAGAAGCAGCUGGACAAGGACGGCAUUGCGUCGCUUGUGGAGCGAGUGACUGAGUACCUUGUGUCUCGUGGAAGGCAUAUCGAGGCGUCCCAGAUCUACAUGGAGUACGAAGGCGAUGUCGACGCCGCGGUCGACGUCCUCGCCCGUGGGGCUGAGUUUGCCGAGGCAUACCGCCUGUCGGCACGCCACUCUCGCGAUGAGCUCGUCGAGCGUGUGAUUCAUCCAGCACUGGACGACGCGCACGAGGAGCUUUCCGAGGUGUUUCAGGAAAUCGAGGGCCAGUUGGACAAGGAGAUGAAACGACUGGCAUUCCUCAAGAAGCUCCGUCUCGAGGAUCCUGACACCUUCUAUAUUGUGGACAAUGAGCCAGAACUAGAGAACGUUGACGUGGCCACCAACGCAACGACAGUGGCUACCAACUUUACGCGGUACACCGUGGCGCCCACGACAGCGUUCUCACAGUCGACUCGCAUGACAGGACAAACUGCGAAGUCGAAGCACCGACCCAGUAAAAAACGCGCAGCGGGGCGCAAAGGAACUGUCGAUGAGUACGACUAUCUGGUGGCGAGUCUUGGUCGUCUCGUGACCCGCGUCGACGAGAAGAGUGCGGAGGCCGUGCCCUUGUUGCGCCAGCUAGCGUUGGCAUCAGCAGACCACCGCACACUUGCGCACGACCUUCAAGCCAGCAUUGUUGCAAUCCGCAAACGCCUCGAGUCGUCCCUCGACGACGCCUGGGCCGACCGGCCAGCUAUUCUGGACGGCGUGGAGAGCUCGGGCGGCAUGGGUUUGGGUGGGGAUGUUGGUCCCGCGCGCGCACUGGUUCGUCCCAGUGUGGGCGCAUGGGUUGGUUUGGGGCGUCUGGUGUGAGUGGUUGUCACCUGCUCUUACGUGGAGCGGCCUGGAGUGUGGUGCGAGAGGGAGGGGCUGUGUAGUGG